AUGCCCUCCCCUCCCAAUGAUGGAGAGGAUCAAGGAGCGUCCCCCGUGAACAGGCCAUCUGUGGGCUCCUACCAGAGCAGUGGCAAGCGGAAGGUGCAUGCCAAAAAGAAAAAAGGCACUAUCACCGCCAAUGUCGCAGGCACCAAAUAUGAAAUUGUUCGUAUAGUCAUCAAUGAGAUGGACUUUAUCAAGACCCGGGAUGAUGACGAGACUGCCAACCUCAUCUGGAAUGACUCGGCCGUGCAGCACGAGAAAAUCGCUGAGCUCAGGAAUUAUCAGAGAAUUAACCAUUUCCCUGGCAUGGGUGAAAUCUGCCGGAAAGACUGCCUAGCAAGAAACAUGUCCAAAAUGAUCAAGUGCCAGCCUCAAGAGUACAGCUUCAUACCCAAAACCUGGAUCUUCCCUGCUGAGUACACACAGUUCCAGAACUACGUCAAAGAGCUGCGCAGGAAACGCAAGCAGAAGACCUUUAUUGUCAAACCUGCCAACGGAGCCAUGGGUCACGGGAUCUCGCUUAUCCGUAACUGUGAGAAGUUGCCAGCCCAGGAGCACUUUAUCGUUCAGGAGUACCUGGACAAGCCCUUCCUGAUGGAGGGAUACAAGUUUGACCUGCGCAUCUACAUCCUUGUCACAUCCUGCGACCCCCUUCGUAUUUUCCUCUACAAUGACGGCCUGGUUCGCAUGGGCACAGAGAAGUACCAUGCACCCAGUGAGGCCAACCUGAGCCAGCUCUACAUGCAUCUGACCAACUACUCAGUCAACAAACACAAUGAGAACUUCGAGCGAGAUGAGACAGUGGACAAAGGCAGCAAGAGGUCCAUCAGUUGGUUCACUGAGUUCCUCCGCACAAAUGACUACGACGUGGCGAAGUUCUGGGGAGACGUUUCUGAGCUGGUGGUAAAGACAUUAAUAGUGGCUGAGCCCCACGUGCUGCACGCCUACCGCAUGUGUCGCCCCGGCCAGCCACCAGGGAGCGACAGUGUCUGCUUUGAGGUCUUGGGCUUUGACAUCAUCCUGGACCGCAAACUCAAACCCUGGCUACUAGAGAUCAAUCGAGCUCCAAGCUUCGGGACCGAUCAGAAGAUUGAUUACGACGUGAAGAAAGGGGUGCUGCUCAAUGCUCUCAAACUCCUCAACAUUAGGGCCAGUGAUAAGAAACGCAACCUGGCCCAGCAAAAGGCAGAGGCUCAGAGACGGCUCUAUGGACACGGCUCCAUGAAGAAACUCUCGGCUGCUUCCUCAGACUGGGAGAAACAACGUCACACACUGGAGAGAAGGAGAGAAGAGCUGAAAGAGCGACUGGCACAGGUCCGCAAGCAGAUCUCCAGGGAGGAGCAUGAAAAGCAACAUCUGGGGAACUACAGACGUAUUUACCCCCCAGACGACAAGCUGCUGUUGGAGAAGUAUGAAAGCCUGCUCUCGGCCGCCUUUCAGACCUUCCUCGCUGGGCGAGCUGCCUCACUUCAAAAGGAAAUGAAUAAUCCUCUGAAACGAAUGAAGGAAGAGGACAUCCUGGAUCUGCUGGAGCAAUGUGAACUGGAUGACGAGAAGCUGAUGGGCAAAUCCUCCAGGCAACGAGGCCCUAAGCCCUUGACCGCCAUGCCAGAAUGCAGCCAGACACCUAGACGUCAACGACCAGAAUACCUGGCGGACUUCACCAGUGGCAGCAGCGCUGAAAACUCCUGCUCCUCCUCAGAUGAAGAGGAGGAGGAGAGGAGGAAAACAGGAGAAGGAGGAAGAGGUGGAGAGAAGAGGGAGAAGAAAGUUUCCUAUGACCUUGGGGAGAGCAAGGAGAAGAACUUGGCUGAGCGCUCAGGUCGUAUGCACUGGAAACCUCCGAUCAAGUCACUCAAAACCAGCUCCGCCCCCUCUGCUUCACCAACACUUUCUGGCCCAAUCAGGCGCUCCAUCUCCUGUCCUCGCUCCAUCGCCUCCCUCGCAUCGCCCAGUGAGGUGCGAGCGUUGUCCACCAGGCCUUCCGCUACAGUUCCCACGGCCACUCCCCUCGCCAGGCCAAGCUCCGCCACGCUGCGUUCCCAUUCGCUGAGCCGCAGUGGCUCCGCCCACCGUGUGCCUCACAGCAACAGCCUCGGGACCAUCCACUCCAACAUAGGUGAUCCUCUGAUAAACCUGAGGAGUAAAGAGCAGGAGGCAGAGCUGGUGCGUCAGACUCUGGCUGUGCUCACUGCGAUGAGGAUCAGGUUUCCUGGCAAAACUGAGGAAGAGGCCGAGGCUAUGCUGGAUGAGAUCCUUGACAACUGGAAAUACCAUAAACCAAAGGUGGCCUCCUAUUGGCUAGUGAAGCUGGACUCAACUAAACAACGGAAGGUUUUGGACAUUGUACGUACCAAUGUACGUUCAGCACUACAGCGGAUCUGGAGGGAGCCAGACGUAGAGAGCCUCCACCUCUACCGGCUCUUUAACCGCAUCUUCAACCGCUUGCUCUGGAGUCAUGGUCAGGGCCUGUGGAACUGCUUUUCCAACACUGGUUCAUCGUGGGAGACCAUCUUCAGUAAGAGCAGUGAGGUGGUGUCACCGCAGCAGCUGCAGUGCUGCCGCCGGCUGGUCCAGCUGUGCCGAGACUGCCUUUUGGUCGUCUACAAGUUUGUCUCCGAGUCCCGUGGCUCUUUGACCGGACUUAGCCCCGAAUGGGAUGACACCAGGUAUCUGCUGCCAGUGACCUCCCAGUUCAUCAUGAAGUGGCCAUCGUCCAGCUUUGGCCGUAUCUCAUCGGCCAUGCCACAAUCCCGCAGCCUUUUUACCGCCAGGAUGGGCCACUUCUGAGGUCACCGCGGGAACCCUGGCUUCUGACACCUCGCCUUUUGACCUCAGCCUCCCUCCUCUGACUCUCAUGCAGCCAAACUCCAAUCCCAGCAGUCCAGGUAGGGAACGGAAUUUGGGGCAGCUCUGGACACCGGAUGGACCCUCAUCCUUGGCCAAAUCCCCUUGCGGAAGAUCAACAAAGAAAGGCUGGAUGAUUUGGGAUUGCUAAAGGGCCUUGUUCAGUUUAGUUUAG
Xiphias gladius (swordfish) is the source of this 3016-nucleotide messenger RNA. It is a transcript of the gene ttll7, whose product is annotated as tubulin tyrosine ligase-like family, member 7. Gene Ontology annotation, biological process: microtubule cytoskeleton organization; protein polyglutamylation. The coding region runs from base 1 to 2784 and encodes 927 amino acids. The transcript has 20 exons. Gene Ontology annotation, cellular component: cilium. NCBI's taxonomy places the organism in Eukaryota, Metazoa, Chordata, Actinopteri, Istiophoriformes, Xiphiidae. Gene Ontology annotation, molecular function: tubulin-glutamic acid ligase activity; tubulin binding. The record is from RefSeq and is a predicted model, not a curated record.